AUGACAACUACCGCCUCACUACACGCCAAGCUUGACGCCCUCUACGCUGUAUGGCAAACCCUCACCCUCGACUCACCCGCAGCCGAAAUCUCCAAAUUCGCCGACUUCUUCGACGAGAACUGCACCGCAUAUCUACUCAGCAUGCGCGAGCUCGCAACUCCCAUGAUCGGGCGGGCGGGAGUCAUCGAGGGGAUCAAAACCGUUCUUCAAGACACCCAAAUCAAGGAACGGCGAGUCGUAGACCGACUCGGAAGCACCGGCGGCUCUAAGAUCUCAGUGGAGAUGAGCAACCGUCUCGUUGUGCAUGGCAAGGAGAUCGCCGCGUUUCCGGAGACGGCUACGGCGGUUUUUAAUGAUAGGGGGUUGAUUACGGACUUCAAGAUUUACUGCUGUCGAAGCCCCAUUGUGGAAAUUGUUCAGGAUGUAACAGGGGUGGGGCCGUACAGGAGGGAAGAGAAGUGUCAUUAG
This is a messenger RNA of Annulohypoxylon maeteangense, 468 nucleotides long. RefSeq lists its product as uncharacterized. The transcript has a single exon. Bases 1 to 468 code for a protein of 155 amino acids. The record is from RefSeq and is a predicted model, not a curated record. NCBI's taxonomy places the organism in Eukaryota, Fungi, Ascomycota, Sordariomycetes, Xylariales, Hypoxylaceae.